GCAGCAGUCCAAUGCAGAUCAGUCCACCGUAAUAAGUUUACUGUGAUGAUUGAUGAAUGAUGAUAUCUCUGGCGUCAUGCCCGCUCGCGGCUCGCACCUAGCAGUGUCGCCGCCUCGCCGUGGACGACGGAUAUCGCGGGCGCGGCACCCCCGUUCCCGUCCUCGUUCGCUUGUCUGAUCAGAUCCCCAUCUGGCCGUUCACGAAGGCACGCAGCCGAGCUCGCAGCGCACGCAGGGGGCUGGGAGAACCGGACAAGUCAGAAGGUCCACCCGCGACGCGACCGCGACCCGCAAGGCGGGCGAGCCCGCCGAGGCGGAGGAGGGCGCCUCGAGAUCUCCUCCGCGCGGCUCGCGGGUCAGAAGCAGCGAAGUCGCAUUUGUAAAUUCAUCAUCGUCCCCGACUCCCCGCCUGCAAAAAUUCUGCUGUGGCCUCCUGCCCUCCUCGUUUGCCUUCCAUUGCCUGAAAUCCCAAUUCCGAGAUUCCCAAAUUGCAGGACCCCACUGCUAGUGCUAGGUUCCCACUCCGCGCGCGCCGGCCCAGUUAACCCCCGUCCGCGGCCGCGGGUUGACUCGCAAUCGGAAUCGCAAGCGUCCGGAUCCGGGCUCACACCUCCGACCGACAGCCACCGCGCAGAAAACAAGGCGGAGACCCGGCGAUAAAUCCCCGCGCCCCAUCCUUUUCCGUUCCCCACACCACCACCGAGUUCACCGGGGCUGGAGGAAGCGUCUACAGGACAAGCAGGAUCAGCAUCGCUUCAUGUGACUGAUUGGUUGGUUGCGCCGGCCUGCGAGGAUCUAGCACCGAGUUCAGGGAGCACUUCGUGAGACUUGUUCAUUCGUCUUGAGGUGCUGGAGCCGUCACGUUGUGGUAGUUGAGAGGAACCUGUCCAAUUUCCAUAGUUGCGAGGAAAGAUUCCUGAGAUGUCUACUCUCUCAGACCCCUCAAAAGAAGAUACUUCACCUGAGGGUUCAGGUACUACCCAGAGAAAUGGAGCCUGGAGUAACACAUUGAACACUCUUCUGCAGCAAGCCUCAGUAUAUGGUGUGGCCGCUGGGUAUUGUUUAUCAGCGUCCCUGCUCUCGAUCAUCAAUAAAUGGGCAAUCAUGAAAUUUCCAUAUCCUGGAGCCCUGACAGCUCUGCAGUACUUCACUAGUGUUGCUGGAGUUCUCCUAUGUGGACAGCUCAAGCUCAUUGAGCACGAUGGACUUAACUUGAGGACAAUGUGGAAGUUCUUACCUGCUGCUGUGAUGUUCUACAUCUCCAUCUUCACAAAUAGUGAACUCCUGCUUCAUGCCAAUGUGGAUACUUUCAUUGUGUUCCGCUCUGCUGUGCCUAUAUUUGUCGCGAUCGGAGAGACGCUGUAUCUUCAUCAGCCAUGGCCAUCGCUCAAGACAUGGCUUUCACUCUCCACAAUACUUGGUGGAAGUGUGAUCUAUGUUUUCACAGACAACCAAUUCACUGUGACUGCUUACACCUGGGCAGUGGCCUACCUAGCAAGCAUGUCCAUUGAUUUCGUGUACAUCAAGCACGUCGUAAUGACCAUUGGGCUGAACACAUGGGGCCUUGUGCUAUACAACAAUCUCGAGGCUUUGAUGUUAUUCCCCCUUGAGCUCCUUAUAAUGGGAGAAUUUGAUCAGAUGAAGGUCGACAGCUCCAAGGUGUCAAACUGGCUGUCAUUCGAUGUGGUCCUCCCUGUUGCUCUUUCAUGCCUGUUUGGACUAUCGAUAUCAUUCUUUGGAUUCUCCUGCAGACGGGCUAUUUCUGCUACCGGGUUCACAGUGCUUGGCAUAGUGAACAAGCUCCUGACUGUUGUUAUUAAUUUGCUUAUCUGGGACAAGCAUGCCUCUUUUGUGGGCACCAUUGGGCUCUUGAUAUGCAUGUCAGGUGGCGUGCUCUACCAGCAAUCCACCAUGAAGCCGAAGGCGCCCAAGGUUGAGCCGAAGGAAGAGAACGACAACGACGAGGAGCAGCAGAAAUUGCUGCAGAUGCAGGGUGUUCAAGAGAGCAAUCCAACUCAGAAAUAAAGCUCUUCAUAAACCUUACAACGAAGUAAUGCUUUGAUGGAUUACCUUCUUUGCAACAGCCUCACCUGAAACGUUUUUGUAUUGGCUAAUACUUGGAAAAAAGCAUAUGGAUGAGUAGUCAUGAAUUAGGAGCUACAAAAUAUCAUGUUUUUGAUAUUAGAAGUCGUGAGGGGACCUAAUUAUCACUAUGCAAUUCUUUAUUACUGUAUUACCACUUACAUUUGUAACGCAAAAUCGUUAUGAUAGGAUACCAGGUACUCGGCAAAUACCUGCAUUGAAUACUUCCUAUACAAAAGCAUCCGUCUCAUACAGUUCGGGGGUGACAGUGGUAGUAUGAUCUGUUUUUAGGCAUUUCUCUGCUGGAGUUAGCCUAUAUGUUCUGUAACUUAUUGUUGGUGAUGAAGACAUUGGUUCUUGUGCUAAAUAGAGUUUUCUUAUCAUC
Molecule: messenger RNA, 2467 nt
Organism: Zea mays
Lineage: Eukaryota; Viridiplantae; Streptophyta; Magnoliopsida; Poales; Poaceae
Product: GDP-mannose transporter GONST3
Exons: 3
Coding region: 922-2025 (367 amino acids)
Source: RefSeq, a predicted model, not a curated record